This is a messenger RNA of Toxorhynchites rutilus septentrionalis, 1041 nucleotides long. Its product is annotated as serine/arginine-rich splicing factor 5-like. Bases 1 to 1041 code for a protein of 346 amino acids. Lineage: Eukaryota; Metazoa; Arthropoda; Insecta; Diptera; Culicidae. Gene Ontology annotation, cellular component: cytoplasm; nucleus; ribonucleoprotein complex. The transcript has 2 exons. Gene Ontology annotation, molecular function: mRNA binding. The record is from RefSeq and is a predicted model, not a curated record. Gene Ontology annotation, biological process: alternative mRNA splicing, via spliceosome; mRNA splice site recognition.
AUGGCUGGCUCACGAUUGUACGUUGGUGGUAUGCCCCGUGGUACACGGGAACGUGAUUUGGAACGGUUCUUCAAAGGCUACGGAAGAAUAUGUGACAUCAUGAUUAAGAACGGAUAUGGCUUCGUUGAACUCGAGGACCGCCGAGAUGCGGACGAUGCCGUCUGUGAAUUGGACGGUAAAGAUCUACUGGGCGAGAGAGUGUCCGUCGAGCAAGCUAGAGAGAGACCCCGUGGAGGCGUUGUACGUCGGGGUGGACGCUCUGGAAAAGUCCGUAAGGGAUCUCGUAACGGACCUCCGAGAAGGUCCAAGUAUCGUGCGAUUGUGAAGAAUGUCUCAUCAAGUGUUAGCUGGCAGGAUUUGAAAGACUACCUUCGUCAAGCCGGGGAAGUCACCUAUGCCGACACCCAUCGGCCAAGGAAGAAUGAAGGAAUAGUAGAGUUUGAGUCGAGGAGAGAUAUGGAGAAAGCGAUUGAUGAAAUGGACAACACAGAAUUAAAUGGCCGUCAUAUUCGGUUGAUGGUGGAUGACGGUGCCCGCAGCAAGCGUGGUUAUUUCCGUUCGAUAGACAGCCGAUCCCGAUCACGAUCGCGUCGUCGUUCUCGAUCACGAUCUGGUUGUUCUUAUCGCACGCGUUCAGAAUCAAGGUCGUCGUUCAGAUCAGUGUCGCCGAAAAAACGACGCGAUGAACGACGAAAACGCCAUCGUGAAGAGUCUCGUUCGCGCUCACGAUCGAUCAAUGGCGAUGCGAAGAAGUAUUGUUCUCGGUCACGUUCAAAGUCCCCACGAUCCAACCUGGAAAACAGCAAAUCACGCUCUCGUUCUCGUUCCAAGAAUACGUUCCGCUCUCGUUCGCAUUCCAAAUCGGAGCGUCGUUCAUACAAUCGUUCAAAAUUAAGAGACAACAAAGUUCGACCCCGUUCAAAGUUCUCCUUGCGCUCCAUCUCUCGAUCUUCUUCACGUUCCAAUUCAGGCUCUAGAACUCGAUCCGUAUCUCGAGAUGACAAAAAUCGGUCCCAUUCACAGGGUACAUACAACAUCUAG